Messenger RNA from Chenopodium quinoa (quinoa), 955 nucleotides. RefSeq lists its product as uncharacterized. NCBI's taxonomy places the organism in Eukaryota, Viridiplantae, Streptophyta, Magnoliopsida, Caryophyllales, Amaranthaceae. The transcript is spliced from 4 exons. The record is from RefSeq and is a predicted model, not a curated record. Bases 205 to 720 code for a protein of 171 amino acids.
CUUGUUUCCUUCCAAUUAUUCUCUUUUUCACGCCAAACAAUUCAAGCAAAGAACCACUCAUAAUAAUGCACCUAUACAUUUCCUUACAUGUAUAUAUACAUCUUAUGUAUCUCCCUUAAUCUUAGCUUGUAAUUGUCCAGAAAAGAAUAAAGAGAACUCCUCUUCCCUUCCACUCUCUAGAUCAUUAGGAUUAAUUAAUUACUAAUGGCUUCGGAAGGACCGCGAUCAGCAGCUUUACUGCUCUUGGUUAUCAAUCUAGUACUCUAUUUCAUUAUUAUGCUGAUUUCUUCUUGGGCUGUUAAUCAUGCAAUUGAAAAAACCCACGAGUCAGCUUCUGUACUACAAACUCCUGCAAGAAUCUUCCCAAUCUACUUUCCAAUGGGGAACAUGUCGACUGGAUUCUUCAUCAUUUUCUCUCUUCUUAUCGGUGUUAUUGGCAUCACAACUUCAGUUCUGGGAAUGCUCAAUGUAAUGCAAUGGACAGUUGCUAGUUUGUAUGCUGCUGCUACCUCUUCUCUAGGGACAUUUGCACUCACUAUUCUUGCCAUGGGAUUGGCCUGUAAGGAAAUUGAUAUUGGAUAUACUGGUGCUAACUUGAGGACUUUGGAGGUAAUCAUGAUUAUUGUGAGCGGAACACAAUUGCUAUGUACUGGUGCAAUCAAUGUUGCAGCUGAUAAUGCUGCUGCGGCUACAAGAAGGAUGCUUGGUGGAAGAGUAUAAGUUGUUACAAGUUUGAUCAAUUGUGCUAAUUUUUAAAAUAUUUUCCUUCCAUGUAAGAGUGAAUUAAUUCGAAGAUGGACAUUGUAUAUGAUAACAAGUGUGAUCGACAUUGUGUUUGAUAGUUAUUGUGUUUAUUCUCAAUUGAUAAAUUAGUUCCUCUCAAGUUUAUAUACUUGUAUAUCUUAUAUUACGAUUCUACGUGUAUAAAAAACAAGUGUGGAAACAAAUUUUUUAA